UUGGUUACUUCGUCCACCAUAUGCAUGGCUAUGUAAAGUAUGUGAGACCCAGCACUGGGUGUGACGUCACUCUCCCAGAAUGCAUGGCUUCCAACGCGGCGCCCAGCAGUCCAGGCCCGGACUCUGAGAAACAUCUCUAAAAGUCGUUCCAAAAUGUCGAUGUGGGGACGGAAUGGAAGGUGGACGGAGAGGUGGACUGAGGCACAAUCUGUCUGUGAAGAUGUUGCGCUGCCUCUGUGAUUCAGCUGCUCUUACUGUGGUGCUCAGGGCUGCUGAAUACUAAAAUAGACUGCAGACCAACACAAGAGCACUUCUCAGGAACACACAGACCCAGUCAGAGCUUCCAAAGCCCCUCAUCACAGCAGCCCUUUUGGGGUUGCUAUGGCAGCUGCUGUCACAGAGACCAAGUGCUGGACACAGGCUUGCCUCAGUAAGGCAGGACAGACCACUAGUCAGUGCCACAAGAGACCAUCAAAGAGUCAACAAACAGCACUUAGCAUUAAUUCUAGCACUCCAAGUUAACAAAACCACCAAAGGUCUUGUAGGCUGAUGGUCAGCUUCCUGGAGAAUCCUCAUGAGUCUUGUCUGUGUCUGCUCAGGCUCUUGGCCAGAGUCCCUGUGCAGCAGCAGAGCCAGUACUCUUCCUUCUGUUAGACCAUGUUCCAUCAGCAGGAUCAUCUGAAGAGCCAGCUGCAGGAGAGCCACCCAGCCAGUAGGCAGCUAUUCCACUGCCAAGAGUGUGGUAAGCAGUACAACACCCAGCUGGGUUAUAGACGCCACCUGGUGGCAGCCCACAGUGCUACAGCGGGCCUGCCUUGCCCAGAGGGGGCUCCUUCCCUGCUGGAGCACCUGGGCAGCCAUAUUGACAGGGUGCCACCGCCAGAGGGGAAUGCUAACGCAGCUGUGCCAGUGAGAGAAAGGAAGUACUCAUGUGAGAGAUGUGACCGCCGUUUUUAUACUCGUAAGGAUGUACGGCGUCACGCUGUGGUGCAUACAGGGCGCCGUGACUUCCUCUGUCCACGCUGUGCACAACGCUUUGGCCGUAGAGACCACCUGACCCGGCACUUGAAGAAGAGCCAUGCCCAGGAGUCAGGAUUGAUGCCACCCUGUACACCCAGCACUCCUGUGGCUACACCUACCCCAGCCUCAAAGUGUGUGGUGAAGGAAGAGCCCAGCUCUGUGACGUCUGAGAUGGGCUCUGGUUCCAAGGAGCCUAUGGAGACUUAUUCCAGGGACAUGUACAACUCAUACCCCAUGGCCAAUCCUGUCCCUGGGUUGGGCCACCCUCAUGGCCUUAUGCAGGGAUCUUUGUCAUCAAGCAUGGGUGUUGGUCGGCACAUUAACCCCCAAUCUUCUCACCCACACCACCAUCACCUCCAGCCACCAGUUGCUCCACAGCAGCAGCCCUACAGCAACAUGGCCAGGUACCAGCAUGGAUCUACCUCAUAUCCUCGUGCAGACGUGGACAGUUUCCUGCUGGAACUGCAGAGUGCCCCCCUACCUCACCCGAGUGUGGCCAACUCCUCUACCUCUACUUCUGCCUCCCCUCAGAGGGAGAUGUUGGGUGAAGGGGUGAGUUCUGGUGGUGAAUCCCAUCUGCUGUCAAGGAGCCCUGCUGUCUCCUCUACGGAGGUGUCCUGCACCACUAACAUGGACCUCGGGCAUCUGCUGGGCUUUUUGCCUUUCAGCCUGCCGCCCUACAGCCCUCACAUGGGAAUGGGAGGGUUAGUGAUGAGCUAUCCACCUGCCGCCACCACCACCACCACUUCCUCUCCAUCCUCUUCUACUGGGUUGUCCUCCCAGGCUCCAGGGCCUUUCACUUUCUUCCAGCCUCCCCAGGCUCAUGUACCCCAAGGCCCCGGAGCCCAUAACCACAGCCAGCUACCUCAGGCCUACAGCAGUCCUGCUGUGAGCUCUCCCAGCUCCCUACCUCACUACUACCAGGCCUUUCAGCAGUAAGCAGUUCUGUCCCCACAAUUGUUGCCUUCACAAAAGCUCAUGGAUCUUUCAUGAAAAGGGUAAAACAUGAAAACGGCAUUUAUUUUUUAUUGUGAUGCAGAUGUGUAAAUUUAGCCUGUCAGCGCUAAUGAUGCUAAUCUUAGUUGUUUUUUGUUGAACACAACAAGUCACCUCAUCAGUAUUACCUCAUUAUUUUAAAAGGAAGCUUGAACCUUUGUGGGUAGUGUAGAUGGUCUCAGUAUAACCAAAAUAGAGUAGUGCAUCUUCAGAUUAUUACGAACAAUGGAUGCACUUGUGGAGAAUGUGGAGAGUCAUCCGGUUCUAGGUUAUCAUGGAAAAUGCAACAAUGUUAAUAUAUGUGUGGAUAUAACCCCAGUUAACAAAAGUUGGGAUGCUGUGUAAAUUGGAAAUAAAAACAGAAUACAAUUAUUUUCAAAAAUCUGUGGUAACCAACAACACAAAAGUGUUUCUGAGCCUUAGUAGUAAUAGCCCUAUAUACGGUCACGUCUUACAUGAAGUGGUGAAACUCACCCAAUCCUUGCUUGUGACCGAUUGAACCUUUCAACGAUGCUGCUUUCAUACCCAAUCAUGGUACUAUUGCCUUUCACCAAUGAACCCGUUUACCUGUGGAAUGUUCCAAACAGCCGUUUCUAGAGCAUGCCACAACUUUCCCAGUAUGUUUUGCCUGCCUUUACUUGUUUGAUUUAUGUUGUUACCAUCAAAUUUAGGAUUUACAUAUAUUUUCAAAAAUCAGUCACAAGUUGGUGAGAUAAAACAUGUUUUUGUACUUUUCAGUUAUAUGUUAAAAGGAUUAGUAAACUGUAACAUUGUUUUUUUUAAUAUUUUACAUGGCAUCCCAACUUUUGUUGGUCAUGGUUUAUAUUUCUAUCCAGUAAUGUAUCAUGUUUUGAGCAAAUUUCCCCUUUCCUUAAUGAAACUGACUUGACAUUUUCUCAUUUUAGAGUAGGGGAGUAUAAAACAGCCAUACAGAGUGAGAACUUUUGGUGUAAGAUGUACUCAGGUACAGUUAUUGAUUACAUACAACAACAAAAAAUGGAAAAUGCAAACUCAAAACUGACCAGCACUGUCUGAAUAUGAUAUCCCAUCAAAACAUGCAGUAAAGAGCUUCCUAUCCACUCAUCCUGCAUGACAACAACUGAUGUUUCUGUGUAAGUGAAUCAGCAGACCAACCAUUAAUUAUGUGGUGUAAAUUUAACCCUUUUCUUUGUAAUUCAGAAUUAAGCUUUUGCCUAUUUUAAGUGUCUAUAAAGGCAGUUAUUAACAGCAACACAACAACUAUACUGUGUUUCCACCAAAAUUAGCGAGUCUGUAUGUUUUUCUUUAAAUGCGGGUACCCUCGCAAAAAAUCACCUAUAGACCCCACUGCCACAAGGCAGUCCAUCAGAGAUUUUAUCUAAAGCGUUAUGUUGUACAUCAUUGACUCUACAUUUCACAUCAUGAAUGCACCGGAAACAGUUGCAACACAAGAGAAAACAACAAUAGACCCAUUGUGAAAGAAGUAUCUGUAAAAUGGUGGAUAAAUUUGGGUCUUGCAUUUACCGGUAGAUCAAAGCCGAGUUGAACCGUGAUAGACCCAUGUCUACUGCAGAGUUGAACAGUUAAUGAACAAUCAUGCCGGAAUUAAAAUGCAAAAGCAAUUUCGUACCAUCAUAAUCCAAAAUUAUGAUUCCCUUUUUAUUAAAAAUAAUAAUAAUAAACAUGAUCUGACAUUCUGAAAUGUAAAACCCCAAUGUAUGAAUUCACUGUUUUAUUCAAAACAGUUACUUUUCUGCGGCACUACAGGGAUCACCUGUUCGCUGAAAGUGACUCCCGCUGACUUCUUAAUUGCAGUCCCUCACAACUCUUCUAUGACCCUUAAAUCCUUUGAAUCCCCUGCCUUAAAAGGUCAAACAGAGCACUCGGAAAUGUCCAGUUAUCAACACUGCGCAAACCAGGUCACUGAUCUCAGGGUUGCUGCCUGUCCCCAUUGCUUUAUAUUAAUUAUUUCCAUCCCAAACUCAGCACAGUACCCUUUCUUAACUGUUGAGAAACAGGAAAUAUAAGAUGUUGACUUUCACAGUCAUUUUCAAGGUCAGGAACAAGGAACAUAAAAGCACUUUGCAAUAUGUUGUUCUAUCUUCAUCAUCCUGAUCAUCCACGCCUCUCCACAUUUUCAGUAUUUUUCAUAGUGGACGGUGGAAACCCUAGCUUUGUGAUGUGACCUGGGGCACUUGUAACAGCAUUUUGAUCAAGGCAAAAGAAAGUCUCAGAGUGCUCUUUUUUUUCUGUUCGAACUGGACCACUGGAUCUGAGCAGGUUGAAACUGUGACCUGCUUGUUGUAAAUUACUGAAUAGAAAGCAGCAUCAAUUCUACAGAGAGCUUCCAGAGCACUUGUACCAUUGUUUUCUUUUCUUUCUUUUCUUUUCUUUCUUUUUCUUUUUUUUCACUUGAUUGAAACCCAUUCCUCAAAGGCUCUGGUGCUGGAUCUCAAGAGUUUCUGAUGUAAUAAGGACUAAAAGGCUACCCCCCCAAUAUAGUCCUGGCCUCUGUGCUGCAGGGGCUCAGCAAAGCCAGAGAAGGGAAGCAGUUGAGGGGCUUUCAAUGUCUUGAGAUCCAGGGUUCCUUCAAUGAGCCUCACUGCAGCACGACAAGCAUAAUGGAUCCCACCUGGAAACUUAACAAUAAUGAAAAAGAAAUGGUCAAAUGUAGUGGAGAUGGAGGAGUCCUCCAGCUGGAUUUUGUGAAUAACUGAUGUGAUGUUGGAAACAAGAUAUUUAGAGAUAGUCAAAUGGUGAUCUCUUUUCUGCCUUACUUCCAUGGACUUUAUAUUGAAGGACUUCUCUUGCUAGCAUUGUAACCAGCCUCCAAUUGUUGCACCAAUGUCUUAAAAUGCUACUGUUGUGCCUCUCUGAGAGUGUCUAAUCUCUUGAUAGGGUUUAAGCACUUAUGACAUUUCAAGGAUGGAUUUGAUCUGUACCUCAAACACACAGAACUGUGUUUCUGUUUUAAUUUGUAUUUGCUCCUAGUUAUUUUGGCUCUUACUUGUGCCAUUAGAUUGAAACUAUAAAAGUAGAUUUUAUGAAUCUAAACUCUUUAUCUAGCGGCAGAAAUUGACAUUGUAAUUCAGUCAAACUUGCUACCUCUACCUUAUCUUUCUGCAAAAAUCAUUGAAAAUAGUGUUAACCUGUAGAAAAAUAAAAAAUGAAAUAAAUGUAAAAAUAGGCAGUUUUUACCACUGUUGAAAAUGGGGAUAUGUUCAGAAUUCAACUUUGAAGGACCAGGUACACACAAAUUUAGUGGUGUAUUCUAGGGUCAAACAUUGUUCUCUAUACUUGCCUUUAAUAUUUCUACUUAUUUACUACCUCAGAAGAGACAGGUGACUGUCCAUCUAACUGCAGAGAAAAUGUUUGUGUAGAGUUUUAUUUUUGUCAGAAGAAGCACAUGUACUUUGUAGCUCCAUAGUGUUUUUUUUUUACUGAGAUUAGCUCACAGCAGAAUGAUGUCUAGUGCAAGUAGCAGCUUUCACUGCACUUGUUCUUUUAUAAUGCUCUCUCUGCCUCUUAAGUCUGGAAUGUUUACUUUGUUUAUGAAUUUGGACCUCGGUAUGAAGAAAUUCUGCAGUUGCAUGUUUGAAUUUAUGAUGCAUUUCACCUGAAAUCAACAUCACCUCUAACUAUUCCAAAUUAACGUUCCUUGUCUGAGUGAUUCAUAUUAAUCUAGAAAAAUGUGUUUCACUUGCUGGCUCUAGCUGUGUGAUGGUUUGCCGCUUUUCUUUUUUGUCUUUGUUAAUUGGAUGUAUUUUGGUUUUUGUCAGUUUUGUACAGGCAAAAUAAGGAAUUUGAACACAUCACUUUAGGCUCUGGAAAUGAUGGACAUUCAUCGUUAUUUUGUGACUUGCAAAAAUACCUUCCCCUACAUUAGGGCUUAAUUACCGAUCUGGGGCACCAGGCACAAGGGGCCCCUGACAGUCCUAUAUUCGUAAUGUGUCUUUUAAGUCUUGAAAAUUUGAUGAAUGGAAAAGUUGAAAAUAUCCCCCACUUAGUCAAAAUAUCACCUCAACUGAAAGGGCCUUCUGGUAUGCCCUGCAUUAUAGCUACUGUCCUUAAAAGAAAAAUAACAGGUCAUUUAAAGGAAAAGUCUGCUGCUUUUUUAACGUGUUCCCUAUAUUAACAUGUUUUGGCCUGUAAAUGACUCAGAUUUAUCAAGAGUUUUGGAACUGGUCCAGUAGAUUGCCUUAGCAGGCAGCCAUGCCAUGACGACAGUGUAGUGCUUUUGGGCAGCUGUGACUCUAGAUUACAAUCACACACACCACAGUGUUUGUUUUUGCCACUGACAGACUGGAGAUAAUUUUGUCAAAAUUAUCUGACAACAUUAAGGAAUUAAUUCCUACAGAGAUGGACCUUUUGUUAAAUAAUAUUCUUCUUGUAAUGGAAAUACAAGUGUCAUUUUAGGAGGAGUCUCACUCUGAAAUCCUGUGAGAAGACGACUGUGGAAAUGUGGGUCAGAUUUGGAGAGAGAUGUAGUUUACCUAGAAGACCUGAGUGGAAGAUUCCAUGAGGUUUCAGCAAUAGACUACUCCUUGAACAAGACUUUCUGGUUUGGCAAUUUAUUAUUUAACAUGAUAACAAUUUCUCUGUAAGAAACGUUUCUGUAAUGUAGACAUAACAUUAAUGGUCAGAGUUGCCCCUAAGUAUUACAUUGCCACCUUUACAGCGGUAUUGCAGCUUCCAGCUGAGUCAAUCCAUUAGAUUCAAAAACCUUUUGUAAAUAUAAACGUUCCAACACCAAAACAUUAAAAUAAAGGGCCUAUAAACCCCGCCCCCCACCCACCCACCCUGCAGUCAUUGCCCUGUGACAUCAUUAGACUGUUACAAGUCUGCUCUUGCUGCGUAGUGUAUGACAUGUUAGAAGAUUGUGUUUGUACAACAUAAACACAGUUGAAGCAUUCCAGACUGAAGGCAGAGAAGCGGAGCAGAGCAGAGGAUACAGAGGACACCAGCAUUCAUUUCACUAAAUGAUUGUUGAUCGUUCAGUACUGUUGUGUUGCCUGCAUUUAGUUCGGCUCUGAGAACCACUACAAUGCAGUUUUCACCACCUUUAAGUUAGAUAUGUUUUGCAUUAGGUUUGUAUUAUCAUUUAAUAGGUUAGAUGACAGUGAAAAGAAGAGGAGUUGUCAUUUUUGUCAUUGUCUAAGCAUCAAGUAAAACAAAUAAAUAAUUCUUUAGAUUUGAA
Molecule: messenger RNA, 7192 nt
Organism: Acanthopagrus latus (yellowfin seabream)
Lineage: Eukaryota; Metazoa; Chordata; Actinopteri; Spariformes; Sparidae
Product: zinc finger protein PLAGL2-like
Exons: 2
Coding region: 658-1959 (433 amino acids)
Source: RefSeq, a predicted model, not a curated record